AUGAUGAAGAAAAAAAAGAAAUUAAUUAAGUAGUCUAAUUUUGGAUUGCCAGAAUUGUGUGAAAGAUAAAUUAAACAGGCUUUAGAAAUUGGAUUCUUUAAUAAACUUGAAUUUGAAACAAGAGAAUAUGCGAAUAAGCAAAAGCGCAGAUAUUGGAUAAUAAUAUGGUCUAUAGAGAAGAAAAUGGCUAUAAAAGGGAAUGGAAGAAGAGAACUGUAGAAACUACUAAAUUGGAGAGCAGGGGUGAGACUAAGUUUAUACAAAAUCAACAUCGAUAAGGUAAGAAACGGAGAACGAUAAAUUUUGAUAAGAAAAGCACAUUUUUUAAAGAACUUAAAAGAGAGAGGAGUCAAAAAGUAUAGAGAAUAUGAAAAUAGGAAAUAUGGGGUUAUGUCAAGCGGAGAUAUAAAAAGUGAGUGGAAAUAAAUAAUAAACUAAUGA
Messenger RNA from Paramecium tetraurelia, 441 nucleotides. RefSeq lists its product as uncharacterized. NCBI's taxonomy places the organism in Eukaryota, Ciliophora, Oligohymenophorea, Peniculida, Parameciidae. The transcript has 2 exons. The record is from RefSeq and is a predicted model, not a curated record.